AUGCCGCCCAAAACCAAUCGCCUAGCUUCGCUGCUAGGCACGCUCACCAACGCAGCACCUGUCGACUUUGACCCCGAGGCUCCCGAUGCCGACCAGCCUGGACCUUCCAGCCUGGCCAACGGCAAUGCCAGCAGUUCCGGUUCCAACGACGAAGAAGAUGAGGAGGAAGAUGCGGAGGAGUCGGAUGAAGAGUACACGAACCCACGCGCACACUAUGCCGACGUAGGGACAAGUGAGAUGCGAAAGAAGGCGGCGUUGAGCGAAAGCGACAAGAUCAACGACCCAAGGUAUCAGGGCGUCAAAAGCAGUCGUGCUGAGCUCUAUGCCGAUGAAGACGAAGAAGAUGAUGAUGAAGGAGCAGACGACUCUGAAGACGAGGAGCAACACUCAAAAGAAGACGAUGAGGAAGGAGAAGGUGCAAGUCGAAGAAAGCAGGUUCAAUUCGCCGACGAAAACGAAUCAGAUAGCGAAGCAUCUUCAAGCUCCGAGACAGAUCAGGUAGCAGAAUCCACAUCAAACAGCAUCGCAGCGCAGAUCGCCCAGUCAGCGUCACAAACCAAAGCGCUGAAAGCAAGGCGACUUGAAGACGCUGAAAAGGGUCGCCAAGUACGCAAGCAGAUCAAGACAUUUGAGCGUGCCCUCGAGACUCGUAUCAAGGCACAAAGCGUACUGCGCGAGGUUAACCGUCUUCCCGACCCUGAGGUCUACACAUCCGCCAUCAGCAUCACCACUGCCGAGCCGGUAAUCACUGUACUCGAGCAGCUGUUGGAAUUGUCAGAGACGCUGUUUUCCCUACGCACAAGGCUGAAUAUUCUUUCAAGGUCCACAGACGAAGGCAAAGGGACGAUCGAAACCCCAGCGACAAGGAAGAGAAAGCGUGACUUUGACGUCACUGUUCCGGAAGACGAAGAGGAGGCUAAGCAGACAUGGGCCGAGAUCGUAAAGCAUGAUCAAAUUGAUGCGACACUGAAUGAUGUCGCCACAUUCUCAUCAGUAGCGGACGUGCAAAGGAGAGCAGUGUUAGACAAGUGGAGUCUCAAAGUGACUUCUGCCGCCGCCGCCGCAUCAAAUGGCAAUAAGUUCACCCAACUCCGUGCCGUCAACCAACCACCAUCGGCUCAAAUCGACGCAGCUCUUGCUGGCGAUGGUCUCUCUCGACUUAUUGCACGAACCCGUGUCCUUCGCUCUGCAGACUCACCAGCAUCCGCCAAGCUUGGCCAAGCCUACACACCGAUCGAAGAGGAGGUCAAGGACUCUGAAGUGUUCGACGAUUCCGAUUUCUACUCUGCUUUGCUUAAGGAAUUGAUUGAGCGCCGAUCCGGUGUAGGCAUCACCAAUGGCGAUGGUGCGGGAGCGACAGCUGCAAUGAUGCUCUCAGGGUUGAACGGAGGCAAGAAGAAGAAGGCGACUGUCGACACAAGGGCAUCUAAGGGAAGGAAAUUGCGAUACGAGGUCAACGAGAAGAUUGUUAACUUUAUGCCUCCUAUCCCCGAAAGGGUUAAGUGGGGUCAAGAACAGAUCGAGAGAUUGUUCAGGCAGUUGGCGAGUAGUUCGAUGGGUGUUACUAGGGAGGCGAAUGGGGAAGACGAGGCUAAAGUGGACAAGGACAAGGAGGCAGAGGAGGCAGAUCUUGCUGGACUUCGUGUCUUUGGCUGA
Ustilago hordei is the source of this 1656-nucleotide messenger RNA. Its product is annotated as related to BFR2 - involved in protein transport steps at the Brefeldin A blocks. Gene Ontology annotation, cellular component: nucleolus; nucleus. NCBI's taxonomy places the organism in Eukaryota, Fungi, Basidiomycota, Ustilaginomycetes, Ustilaginales, Ustilaginaceae. Bases 1 to 1656 code for a protein of 551 amino acids. The transcript has a single exon. The record is from RefSeq and is a predicted model, not a curated record. Gene Ontology annotation, biological process: maturation of SSU-rRNA from tricistronic rRNA transcript (SSU-rRNA, 5.8S rRNA, LSU-rRNA).